This is a messenger RNA of Babesia microti strain RI, 999 nucleotides long. Its product is annotated as LGT, LDH, L-lactate dehydrogenase. Gene Ontology annotation, cellular component: cytoplasm. Gene Ontology annotation, molecular function: L-lactate dehydrogenase (NAD+) activity. The coding region runs from base 1 to 999 and encodes 332 amino acids. Gene Ontology annotation, biological process: carboxylic acid metabolic process. The record is from RefSeq and is a predicted model, not a curated record. The transcript has a single exon. Lineage: Eukaryota; Apicomplexa; Aconoidasida; Piroplasmida; Babesiidae.
AUGCAUUCGUUAAAAGAAGAAUUUCUGAUCCGUCUCACCAACGAAGACUUGAAUGCUAGCAAUAAGAUCACUGUCAUUGGCGUUGGUGCUGUUGGCAUGGCUUGCGCCUUCAGCAUACUCAACAAGGAAUUGGCCGAUGAACUAGUGCUCAUUGACGUAGUUGAGGAUAAGUUAAAAGGGGAGAUGAUGGACUUGCAGCAAGGAAGCUUAUUCCUAAAGACUCCCAAUAUAAUCGCUGGAAAGGAUUAUGAACUUACUGCAAAUUCCAAGCUGGUUGUGGUAACUGCUGGCGCUAGACAACAAGAAGGGGAAAGCAGACUAAAUUUGGUGCAACGUAAUGUCAAUAUCUUCAAGUUUAUCAUCCCCAACGUAGUUAAAUACAGUCCAGAUUGCAUCCUACUAAUUGUGUCAAAUCCUGUUGAUAUUCUAACCUAUGUCGCAUGGAAAUUGAGUGGGUUUCCACUCAAUCGUGUGAUUGGAAGUGGAUGUAAUCUGGAUUCCGCAAGAUUCCGCUAUCUGGUCUCAGAAAUGAUUGGAAUUCACCCUUCAAAUUUCCAUGGCUGCAUCCUAGGUGAACAUGGCGACUCCAGCGUCCCGAUACUAAGCGGGUUAAAUAUAGCAGGGAUGUCUAUUAAAAACUUGCAUACCGACAUAGAUACAGUUUUUAUCAAAGAUAUGUGCAAGGAUGUUCAUAAGAAGGUCACUGAAAGUGCGUAUGAAAUUAUUAAACUGAAGGGAUACACUUCUUGGGCCAUUGGUCUAUCUGUGGGCGACUUGUCUUGUAGUUUGAUUAAGAAUCUCAGAAAAGUACACCCCGUGUCCACUCUAGUAAAAGGACAAUUCGGUAUUGACAAUGAGGUGUUCCUUAGCGUCCCUUGCGUCCUUGGUCGUAAUGGAAUCUCAGAAGUCUUCAAACCAAAACUAACUGUGGAAGAGGAACAACAAUUGAAGAACAGUGCAGAAACCAUAUGGAACACACAGAAAGAUAUCCAACUAUAA